Molecule: messenger RNA, 2244 nt
Organism: Lotus japonicus
Lineage: Eukaryota; Viridiplantae; Streptophyta; Magnoliopsida; Fabales; Fabaceae
Exons: 1
Coding region: 1-2244 (747 amino acids)
Source: RefSeq, a predicted model, not a curated record
AUGUUUCAACGCCGUCGUGGUGGUGGCCGUCAUAGUGGAGGCAGAAGCCAAGCUCACGUGGUCCGACCUGAGCUGGAGGGAGAAGCUUCCUCAGAUGGAGCCUCGGUGGCAGUAAGAUCUCACGCCACCACGGUUUCAGAAGUUCAGGUACAGCCAGGUGUGACUGUUAGGUCAGGUUUGGACCUUAAAGCGAAGCUUCCUAGCCCGGAUACAGACGCUUUGGGUGAUCAGCAGGCUGACACACCUGCGCGGGCGCCGGAUAAUGCGUUGGGAGCGUCAUCUGCUGAAUUGAAGCAAGUGUUGGACACCAUACAGGCGGUGCAACGCCAGUAUGAGCACUUACAUGCUCAAGUAGAGUAUCUUAACCAAAUGCGUGAUCUGAGGCGUGGACAACGUGUGGAUGCUGAGGACGUGGUUGAUUUUCAGCCUUUUGCGCCCAUUGUAGCUGCCGUGGAGAUUCCGGAGCACUUGCAGACUUUGACGCUGGAUAUGUAUGGGGGCGACACUGACCCAAUCGAUCAUUUACGGUAUUUUAAUACUAAGAUGGUCAUUGGAGGGGCGACUGAUGCGGUAAAGUGCAUAUUAUUGCCUUCCACAUUUAAGAACGUGGCAAUGACUUGGUUUAUCAAACAGCCUCCGUAUUCCAUUUCAAACUUCACCGAUUUGUCGACAAAGUUCUUAACACAAUUUUCAGCCAAUCAAACUCAAAAGGUGACCCCGGCUGAUUUGUUCAACAUUCGUCAACACGUGGGCGAGCGCAUCAAAACAUGCAUGGCUCGUUUCAGUCGAGUCUCAGUUCAGUUAGAGGACGCUAGUCCAGAAGUAUGUGUGGCGACCUUCAAGAACGGACUCAGGUGUGGAUCGUUGAACAAGGACCUAACUAGAAGACCAGCCAAGGACAUGAUGGACCUACGUGCCAAAGCACAGGAAUUCAUCCUGGUGGAACAAGAUGAACAGACCAAAAAAGAUAGAGACAACUGGCGUACCCAACCUGAAGCUACAAUAGAAAAAGGGCGUGGUUCGAAAGAUCAGCGUCCAGCCCAAACGCCGCGCCAGCCUAGGCCCAUGCCAUAUCCAUCAGGAAGACAGGGGCCACAAGGUAACACUUGGCAUCCGAAUGCUCCGCCCACUCUAGCAAGCCAGGGAGGAAAUGCACCCGCCCAAGGGCAACAAACCAAAUUGAACGCUCCUCUUAGUACGAUCUUGCGGGCGGUCAGACAGACAAAUGUAGUUCAGUACCCAAGGCCACCUAGGCGACCUCCUGCAAAUGUGGACACUACCAAGUGGUGUGAAUUUCAUAAAACCAUGGGACACACUACGGAUAAUUGCUGGACUUUGCGCAAAGAAAUUGAGAGAUUGAUUAAAGCAGGUCACUUGGCAAACUUCGUCUUAGGUGAAAACGCACAGUGUGAAGCUGUCAAGGCCGUCGGGGGUGGCUCAUCAAAAGGAAAGAAAGUAGUAAAGGAUUUGGGAGUGCCCGCUGGGUCGUGCUCGUCAAUCGCUGGAGGAUUUGGUGGCGGGCGUUUAUCUUGUAGAGGGCGAAAAAGGUAUGUAGAGGCGGUGAAUUCAGUUCACAAAGCCUAUGAAGGGGAAUGUUGGUUGAACCACACUCCUAUCACUUUCACACCUAAAGACUUUGAUCAUGUGAUUCCACAUGACAAUGAUCCAAUAGUGGUGACUUUGCGAGUGAACAAUUAUAUCACUAAGAAAGUCUUUUUGGACCAAGGUAGUUCAGCGGACAUCAUUUAUGGCGAUGCAUUUGAAAGGUUGGGUUUGAAGGAGACAGACUUGAAGCCAUAUACAGGAUGUUUAGUGGGGUUCACCGGCGACCGAGCCAAAGUCAGAGGAUAUGUGGAGUUGGCGACGACUUUUGGAGAAGGGGAAUUUGUGAAAAAAUUCCAAGCGAAGUAUUUAGUUCUUCCAUGCAAGGCGACGUACAAUGUACUUUUGGGGCGCGAUACUUUAAACAAAAUGCGCGCUAUAAUCUCAACCGCCCAUUUAACAGUAAAGUAUCCAGCUUGUAAUGGAAAAAUUGGAAUUUUAAGGGUAGAUCAAGAGGCUGCAAGAGCAUGUUAUGCUGAAAGUCUGGCGCUUUAUGGUAAAAAGGCGGCCAAGGAGGCUCAUCGUAUCACGGAAAUCUUUCCACAUGAAGAUUUUAAUUUGGAUCCACGUGAUGACUCAGAGGAAUUGGGACCUCAGCCUGCGGAAGAGACAAAUCUAUUCAGGUGUCUGGGUGUGCUUUGA